Xylaria bambusicola is the source of this 1992-nucleotide messenger RNA. RefSeq lists its product as uncharacterized. The record is from RefSeq and is a predicted model, not a curated record. Gene Ontology annotation, cellular component: cell tip; Golgi to plasma membrane transport vesicle. NCBI's taxonomy places the organism in Eukaryota, Fungi, Ascomycota, Sordariomycetes, Xylariales, Xylariaceae. Gene Ontology annotation, biological process: exocytosis. Gene Ontology annotation, molecular function: guanyl-nucleotide exchange factor activity. The coding region runs from base 1 to 1992 and encodes 663 amino acids. The transcript has a single exon.
AUGAGUCCCUCGUCCAAUGCUUCUCCACGAUCUCGAUCGCCAACUAAAUCUCUUUCCUCUUCCAAUGUCUUCGAACUAAUGGUGUCCGAUGACUCCUCACCCCCCGUUCCAACUCAACUGAAACGAAUGGUAUCUUCCCAGUCUCUCAUGGAUGAUGCGGACCAUAACACACUUCCUGAUCCAAGGGCAAGGGCCAUGUCGCCUGCAGAUGGUGCUGCAAGCCCUGUGCACCAUCCUGAUCUAGAUCAAGAAGUUGCUACUCUAAGUACCAAACUUAUCAAUGCGAUAAACCAUCAAACAACUCUCGAUGAUACGCUUUCGGCCACGCGCCAGGAACUCGAUACUUCAAGGGAGCGAAUACACGAGUUGGAGGCUCUUGUGACGAAGCAGAAAGAAAUGCUGUCCGGAGAUGCUUGGAUUCCGCGGAGAGCUGUUGAAGCUGAAAGGAGCAACCUACUAGCGCAAGUCGCCGAAGAGAAGAAGCAACGCAUGGAUAUGGAGAAAGAAAAGAAAAAGAUUGAACAAGAACUGGAGACCUUGACCGUAUCACUUUUCGAAGAGGCUAACAAGAUGGUGAUAACAGCGAAAGAGGACGCAAAGAAAGAACAAGACGUUCUCCUUCGGAAAAAUGAACAGCUCAAGGCGCAAUUAACCGAUACGGAGAUUCUCCUCAAGUCGCAACAGGAACAACUUGCGCAGCUCAAGCUCGUCAUGGAGCAGAUGGCAGCUGACCAGGAUGAUCACAGCGGAACCACACCAUCGUCACCAGGAUUUAGCAAGUUUGAUCCGAGGGAUGACGAGACCCAGGUAUCCGAAGGGGUCUCACAAUCUAGCGUUUCAGAAUCCUUUGUGCCAACAUAUCCGACCAACUUACAGCAUCUCAUUCACCCAGUUCUACGCACUGACUUAACUGCUUACGAGGACUUCCUCGCUCUUAUCAAGAUCUCGAAGAGAAACUCUGCUCGCGUCUCUUCGGGCUCGUUCACUGGUCUCCCUAUACUUAGUUUUAGCGGAAACAGUACCAUGUCAGCUUCGCCCAAUGUGUCCUCAGCAUCAUUGUCUACUUCUGGAACGCCUAUAUCUGCAAAUGUAUCCCCUCAGACACCUAAUACACCGGCUUCGGCUGCUAGCACUGGCUCUGCGGUCUCUUCAACACCUCUGCCCCCCUUGAAAGAAACAAAGUUCUACAAACGGGCCCUGGCCGAGGAUAUCGAACCCACUCUUCGUCUAGAUAUAGCUCCAGGUUUGUCCUGGCUAGCUCGACGAUCUGUACUCAGCUCUAUGACGGAGGGGACUCUGGUCGUGGAGCCGAUACCUACUACUGGUCCUUUCAUGUCAAUCAGUAAACCGCAGUAUUAUUCAUGUUCAUUGUGUGGCGAAGCGCGAAAAGAUGAAGCACACCUGCGAUAUCACCGGUUUAGAACGAGCGAAUCGGACUCAGCUCAGCGAUACCCGCUUUGCCAGUAUUGUCUUGCCCGUGUUCGUUCUACUUGUGAUUUUCUGGGGUUCCUUCGCAUGGUCAAGGACGGCCACUGGCGCGCUGACAAUGUCGAUUCCGAGCGAGCCGCCUGGGAAGAAAGUGUGAGGCUCCGGGACCAAAUGUUCUGGAGUCGUAUUGGUGGCGGUGUGGUGCCGGCUCACAGUACCCAUCCACAUACUGUUGCGACCGCGGAGAAGACGACAAGUACCAGUCACGAAACAACACAGGCGUCCACGGAAACCGACAUAGCGAGAGAGUCUAGAACAUCCAAACUAUCUAGCUCGUCCGGCGUAACACUGACUUUGGAUGAGCCGUCGAGAGAAGAGACGACGCCAGCCCCCCGUUCCAACUCUGAAGAUAUUCCAUCCCAUGACGAUAGUCACCAGCCCGAAGCUAAUUCCACAGAGGCCAGCAAUACCCUGGGAGAUGCAGUGACACAGCCGGGAAAAGAUCGUGGCCAGCGACUAUCGCUCCAGAUCCCCCAUGCGCAGGAGGAUGAAACCCCGGCGUAG